Molecule: messenger RNA, 4720 nt
Organism: Schistosoma spindalis
Lineage: Eukaryota; Metazoa; Platyhelminthes; Trematoda; Strigeidida; Schistosomatidae
Source: the annotation of a GenBank genome assembly
CUCGCUAAAUUCACUCGACUUUUUUUCAAUGACUGAAUAGGUUUCCUUCGUUACUCAAGUUAAGAAGGUAUAAAAUUGGCAUGCAUUCAAUAGCCCAUCGAGUUAUGGUAAUGGGGUGAAACAUAUGCAUCAUAGAUCCAGUAUAACCGACAAGUAACUUCUGCAUUGUUAUUGGACUGCAUGUUUUUCGUUUCUCCUAAAAAUUAGGGACCCUACUUAACAACGAACGAUCAGAAGAUCUAAGGAUAUGACGAAAUUUAGCAAUGAAGAUCUUUUUGACGAUAUCGUCUGACAAUGUUAUACACGUGUUGUAUUUUAUUGGAAAACUUAUUUGUGCUACUUCAUAAAGUGUUCGGAAAUCUUAAUUAUCAAAUCGAUUUUACCGUUUUUAAACAUUGCCGUUACGAAACUUCCACUAAUUGGACGUUCCGAACACUUAUGCUCUUCCGUUUUGUUCACCAACAGCCUACUUUGUAUGUUAUAUGAAUACAACUAAACACCAAGAAUCAUCUGUCAUACACAACGUAGAACCCGGUUUUUGUCUAUAUCGGUUCAAAUUGCAGCACUCCACCAGCACAGAGAUGAAAUUGUCAAGGUGAAUCCUGGAGUAGUAGAUGUGGCAACAGCAGUGGUAAUAGAAACGAAUAGGAAUCCAAUAUAUAAUCUACUAGAAAAAUAUAAAUUGAUGAACUAAAAAUAAAUAGACCGAACUAUAAGGGAUGUGGAAACAUGCGAUCUAAAAGAAAACAAGGAGUAAAUGCACCCGCACCAUUGCAAAAGUCAUGUCAGCACCCAUGGUUAUUUUAUAAAUAAAAUGAUACCGUUAGUACCAAUUGCACAACAUAUGGUCGUGGUCACAUAUGGUUUGGGGAUUCUUAUGGCUUUGUACAUCGUGUAGAUCGGGGCUUACACAUAACUUCAUUCCAAGCUCACGACAGCUGUGUUCACCUAAUGCAUCAAAUGAAGGAGCAUGAUUUGCUCAUAACUAUUGGUGAAGACAAAACAAAGGAGAUCAAUUUAAAAGUAUGGAACCUUACAAAAUGGACAAAUAAAAUGAUGCCAUUUUGUUGUCGGGCCACAUCGGUCACUCCCCCUGGGCUUUCUCUUGCUUACGUUACUUGUUUGGCUAUAGACGAAGGUCUUCAUUAUAUGGUUUUGGGUCAUGUGAAUGGUGUAGUUCAGUUAUUUAAAGGAGAUAUCACUCGUGAAAGGCAGUGUAAACGUUCUAUUCUCUAUGAAUUUCUAUGUCCUGUCACUGGGUUAGGUUUAUACGUCCCAAACAAUCAUUAUCAUCAGCAAAAUAAACAACAAAAUUACGCAAAUAGUGAUCUUUCAAAUAUUAAUCAGUGUUUUGAUCCUAUUGUUUUCGCAGCUUCAGAGCAAAGUUUGAUGAGUUUCAUACUUGGUCAGAGAGAGAAAAUUAAAUAUAAGACUGUUCUGGACCGGUUUGGAGUACGACCUCACUGUACAACUAUGCUAUUUACUGAUGAUAUUACUGGAGCCAGUCCUCAGUUUGCUGUAGCAUGUUCAGAUGCUGUAUACUUCUACAAUUGGGAUGGUAGGGGACCUUGUUUAGCUACAGAUGGCGAAAAAAUUGCUUUAGAAACAUACAAAAAUUAUUUGAUUAUACUGAAAAAUACCGGGGAAUCACUAGUCAAUUCCUAUAAUCCAUUUUUAAACUUAUCAUAUAAAAGUAAAGAUAUAAAGAAAUCAUUGUCAUCCUCAUCAUCAGUUGUAGCAACAGCAACAAACACUACUGCAACGACAACAGCGACAGGAACAACACUUUCACCACCGCUUCCAUCAUCUCAAUCAUUUAAUUAUAUUACUUCGGGUACAAUUGUUAUCCAAGAUUAUAAUAAUAAAUUUGUUGCUGGUGAAUUUCAUUUCACCUACUUCAAAGCAUUAUUCAUUGAGUGGAAUGGUAUUUAUUUAUUGUGUGGGGAUGAAUGUUUCAAUCAAUCAAUAGAAGAAACAUUGAGUAAUAAAGAUGAAGAUGUUGUUGGAACGACUUCGAAAAUGAUUUGUUUAACUGAAAAAGAUACUCAAAUUAAGUUGGACAUGUUAUUUUCAAAAAAGAAUUUCAAUUUAGCUAUUGAGAUAGCUAAAUCUCAACAUUUUGAUGAAAAUGAAUUGGCUCACAUAUUUUGGCGUUACGCUGAUCACCUUUAUAAACAAAAAGAUUAUGAUGCAUCUAUUCGUGAAUAUAUCAAGACAAUUGGUAAACUUGAAGCGUCAUUUGUUAUCCAGAGAUUUCUUGAAGGUAGUCACAUCAUUCAGUUAACUACCUAUUUAGAAGCAUUAAAAGAACGAAACUUGUCAACAAGUGAUCAUUUAAUAUUACUCCUUAACUGUUAUUGUCGAUUACAAGAUGUAGAUAAGAUAGAACAAUUUGUUAAAGCUCCUGUAAAUCCGAUGUUAGACAUAACAUCAGCUUUGCAUGUUUUAAAGCAAUCAAAAUAUAUUAAUGCCGCUGUUAAACUAGCUGAAAAUACUGACCGAAACAUAGACUGUAUAGGUCUUCUAAUAGAAGACUUAAAUGAUGGUAAAUCAGCACUUAAAAUGAUCAAUAUAUUGAAUUUCGAUGAAGCAUUGAAAUCUAUCAGUGAAUAUGGACAUCAGUUAAUUACUCAUUGUCCUGAGGACACAAUUAAGCUUUUGGACAAGUUAUGUGCUCAUCCGGAUGCUAGUCGAAUCAAUGUACAACACUUCUUGAAAGUGUUUGUCAAUAAUCCUAAAGGUUUAAUGCAGUUUCUUGAUCGUUACAUCAAUACGGCUUCACCUUCUAAAUUGGUUGCAGGAGUUGUGGAUACAUUUUUAGAAUUAUUAUUAUAUGAAGCGAAUCUAUUAGAAGCCGAUAAAUCAAUGGCCAAUGAAGAAUCAGUUCAACUAUUUCAAAUGGCGAUGCAAUUAUUAUCGAAUAGUGAACUGCAUUACGAUGAAAAGAAAGCUUUAGUUAUUUGUCAUCAGCGACAAUUUUACAAAGGUUGUAUUUAUUUAUGGGAGAAACAAAAGUUAUAUGAUCAAAUCCUUCGAUAUUACAUAUCACAAGAUAUGAAUAAAGAGAUAAUGAGUGUAUGUGAAGAUUAUGGUAAUCAAAUGCCUAAUUUAUGGCUUACUGCUUUGAUUAAUUACGCACACAAACCCGAACAUUCAGAUAUUCUUAAACGAGUCAUAGAUCAAGUGGACCGUUUGAAUCUAGCAUCACCACUUGUUGUCCUGCAGUUAUUGUGUGAUAGUGAUCAUGAACAUUGUUGUAAUGUUGGAACGAUACGUGAUUACCUUCUACGUCAUUUAGAAGCUGGCAGUAAUCGAAUUAACAGUUUGAAAAAUGAAGUGGAUCGUCUUCGCAAGGAAACCAUGCAUAAUCGUGAAGUAGUACGUAAAUUAAACAAUCAAGUGAAAAUAUUUCAACAACAAAAGUGUCAGCUGUGUCAUCAAAGUCUGGACCCUCCAUCAAUUCAUUUUUUAUGUGACCAUUCUUAUCAUAGGGUAUGCUUUGACAACUAUGCUUAUGGUGAUCAACAAUGCCCUCAAUGUGCACCUCAAAAUAAGAAGUUGUUGGCUGAAAUCAAUAAUACCUUGCCAAUUAAUAAAUCAUUAUCUGGGAAUGUUAAAGAAUCACCUGACCAGUUAUUAAUUCAACUGAAAACUGCAUUAGAUCUAGCGAAAGAGCUACCUACUACUAAAGAACUACCUCAUAAUAUGCCUUCUUUUGCAAAUAACAUUUCCACUACAACUUUGGCGACCGAUUUUAAUUCAUCAUCAAUUCAUUCUCCACUUUUAAGCAAAGCUCUAUCUAAUGUUUUAGCUCAGAGUUCUGGACUAUUAACUAAUCAAAGUAAAUCAAUCGGUAGUCAAAAUCUAAAAAAUGUAAAUCAUGAUGAUGUCUUGUCUGUAGAUAAACAGUCCAUUGGAUCACUGAAAGUUUCGACUUCUUAUAAGUCUCCAACAUUACCUAGAAAUUCUUUGUCAAAUCAGACUUUUUUGACUUCGACAAAUGCUAAAACUCCCUAUACUGCUAGUGUUUAUCACAGCUCAUCAACCAACCCUUUUGAAUUGGAAUCAUCUAUGUCUGUUGGUUAUUUCUCAUCUACUAAUCCAGCUCAAUCUAAUUUAUCUGUACAUAAGUCAUUAAAUCCAUUUGAUGAGACCAGUGAUUCUGUCAAUUAUAAUGAUAAUGAUGAUGGUGAUUGUAAUGAAAAUAUAACAUCUCAUUCAUUUAAUCAUAGAUCUGAACAUCAUGAGUCUGUAGAUGUGGGUUUCGAUGAAUCUCUGAUCGUUGAACAGCAAAAACAACAACAAAAUGUUUCUAAGCCACGAUCAUCAAAUCCUUUUGAUUGGGAUUAAUACACGAGAUUGUGGCUUAGUUUUUGCACUAUCAUUGUUUUGAAAAUAGUAAUAAUAAUUUCACCUGUUUUAUUUUCCAAGUAUAUCUAUUUUAUUCAACUAUUUAGUCUUUUCAUUUCUAACCAUGAACAUUGCUACUGAUAAUGAUUCCUGUUUUCAAUUUCCUUCAGUUCCUGUAUGUGAUUUCAUUUUUUGUCAUGAUGCUUACUUCGUAUUUUGUAGUUUUCUGACGUUUUUCUGGUAUUAAGUGUAAUCAUUACUUUUGUUCUGAUUUUUUUCAAUAGAAAUGUUUAGAUCUAACCACUAAAUUGUAAAUUACUCCGUUAGUAUUAAGUUCUAAUCUUGUCAUCAAAAUAUAGUUGCUUGCUUG